AUGUUAGCCAUUUUCUGGUACCUUCUCUUGGUGGUUGCCGAUUCCACCAUAGUACUCGUUACUACAUCUCAAGUAUCGGUUCAGACGAUUACUGAGUACUCAUGUGCCGACCACCGGUGUCAGACACCACUCACUACAACGUACUUAUCGACGGUAGUAGUUCCUGUCACCCUGACUAUGUAUGUGACGACCUGUUUGGAGUCAUCUACAGUAACAUCCAGCGACCCUCCAAAGAAAAAGAAGAAGAAAUUUUUCGUUUCGAGCCUGACUUCUGCUUCUGUGUCUUCCAUUGAUGACCCCAGCUCAUCGUCUGCUAUGUCUGCUGCUUCUUCUGGCUCGUCCUCUGCGUCUACUUCUACUACCUCCUCUGCUGUUUCAAGUCCUGGUCAGAUUUCUGUCAAAACAGAUUCCAGUUCGGGAGUUUUGGCUUCGAGCUCUACUAUUCUGACUAAUUCUAACAUCGGUGCUCGUGUUGCUUCCGGUGCCGCCUCUCUGAGUUCCGAGGCUGGUUCGGGAUCAAGUUCAGUGACUUCGUCUUCGAAUGCUUCAUUGUCAUCAUCCUCUGCCUCAAUUCGUGUCUCGGACUCUGUCUCGUCAAGCUCUGUCUCGAGUACUUCUUCCAGCUCUGGAUCCAGCUCUGCUUCAAGUGCUGCCUCUAGCUCUGCUUCUAGUGCUACUUCAAGAUCCACCAUCUCUAGUAGCUCUGCCGUCUCUAGUAGCUCUGCCGUCUCUAGUAGCUCUGCCGUCUCUAGUAGCUCUGCCGUCUCUAGUAGCUCUGCCGUCUCUAGUAGCUCUGCCGUCUCUAGUAGCUCUGCCGUCUCUAGUAGCUCUGCCGUCUCUAGUAGCUCUGCCGUCUCUAGUAGCUCUGCCGUCUCUAGUAGCUCUGCCGUCUCUAGUAGCUCUGCCGUCUCUAGUAGCUCUGCCGUCUCUAGUAGCUCUGCCGUCUCUAGUAGCUCUGCCGUCUCUAGUAGCUCUGCCGUCUCUAGUAGCUCUGCCGUCUCUAGUAGCUCUGCCGUCUCUAGUAGCUCUGCCGUCUCUAGUAGCUCUGCCGUCUCUAGUAGCUCUGCCGUCUCUAGUAGCUCUGCCGUCUCUAGUAGCUCUGCCAGCUCUACUGGUUCCACCAGCUCUGUUAGCUCUACUGGUUCCACCAGCUCUAGUAGCUCUAUUGGUUCUACCAGCUCUAACUCUUCUUCUGGUCUUGUGAGUUCAUCCUUCUCUUCGGAUACCGCUUCUACCUCACUGAGCACUCGGAGCUCUGAACCUUCCAGGCUGCCAAUAGUGAGCUCUCUGCUGAGAACCUCCAGCUCUGAACUUCUUCUCGUUUCUUCAACUUCGAGAUACUCUUCGCCCAGUGGUACAAGUGACUCUGUCUCAAGUGGUCGCAGCUUCUCCCUGAGCCAGUCAAGUUCAGAAGUUCUUGCUGUUUCUUCUACGCCUUCUACUUCUUCCCAAAGUUCCGCUUCUCUUGCUAGCUCUUCGACUCAAUCUUCUCUGAGUUCAAGCUCAAUCACCAGCAGCUCAAGCAAUGUUGCUUCAACUGUUGCCGCAAGUACAAGUGCAAGACCCCUGGAAUCUUCUUCAACCAUGCAGAGCCCAAGUUCUGUUUUGAAAUCUCCCAGUGCAAGCACCACUAGUGGCCCAUCUGCUUUGAUGUUCUUUGUUGGUUCCAGCAGCUGGGUGAACACAACCUCAGUAGUUGGACCCACUUCUUCGAGUUCGUCGGUUCCAACCGAGACUCCCAGAUCAACUACUGUACCUGUAGACUCAACCCAGUUCAUUGAUCAAAGCAUCCCAGCUCCAGCAAUUUCGCAGACAACUCAAACAACUCUGACUACUCAAACAACUCAGACUACUCAAACAAUCGAAACACCUCAGGUUUUCCAGACAACCCAGACCUUCCAGACAAUCCAAACAAUUCAAACAACUGAAUCCUUGUCAAUUGAUCAAACUGUUUCGUCUAGCUAUUCAAUGGCUUCUACUACUGAGAAUUCAUUGGUUUCAUCUCAAAUCACCUUGACAAGCUCGUCUGCUUCCCCUGAAGAGACAGAACCAGUUCAGGUGAUAACCACCACUACAUCGGAUACUAUGGUCACUUCCACUGACUUCGUGAACCCAAUCACAACCGGAAAUUCUCCUUCCAGUGUCUCGGAAUCCAGUUCGGUAGCCUCACCAGGUCCACAGACUCUGGCGGUGAACCCACCUGAUUCAGCACUGAGUACCACAUCUGGCGCAAUUUCGUUCUCAUCAUUGUCUGGCACAAUUUCAGAAACCUCUUUGGUAUCUUCUGUUCCUACUACCUUCGUUGUGUCCUCCACCAGGAACUCUUUGGCAUCGUCGUCUGGUACUACGGCCAAUACUACUCCAGGCUUCACAUUGACCCCAAUUCUCAACGGUGCGUGCCCCGAAAUCCAACUUUCUUGGGGCUUGUUGGCUGUGAUGCUCUUGGUUUAA
Messenger RNA from Australozyma saopauloensis, 2451 nucleotides. RefSeq names its product Iff5p (gene IFF5). Bases 1 to 2451 code for a protein of 816 amino acids. NCBI's taxonomy places the organism in Eukaryota, Fungi, Ascomycota, Pichiomycetes, Serinales, Metschnikowiaceae. The transcript has a single exon. The record is from RefSeq and is a predicted model, not a curated record.